AUGAGCCGGGGGACCUUCAUGGAGCUGGUGGGUGUGCUUCGCCCGACCUUGGAACGGCAGGCCACCAACAUGCGUGAGCCCAUCUCCGUGGAGAAUAGGGUGGCUGUGGCGGUGUGGUGCCUUGCCACUGGUGCCUGUUACCGCGUGGCGGUGGACAAAUUCAUCGUGGGAUUACCCACUGUCUCUGAUGCUGUAUUAGAGGUCUGCUUCGCCAUUGAGAGGGAGCUGCUUUCAAAGAUGGUCAGCCUCGGGGAGGAGGUCGGAAAGAUCAUGGAUGGAUUUUCUGCACUGGGGUUCCAUCAUUGUGUCGGGGCAAUUGAUGGAACUCACAUUCCCAUCGGUCAGCCCGGUGGGAAGCCGGACCAAUAUGGCAAUCGCAAGAACUACUCCUCCAUCUUGCUACAGGGCACAGUCGACCACACUGGUCAUUUCGUGGACGCGGAGGUCGGAUGGAGUGACAAGAACCAUGACGCUUUCGUCUUCCGCAACUCGGCCAUCUGUGCGGCGAUGGACACGGGAUUGUUUGUCCUGGGGAAUCCAACCCUGAGUCUGAAUGGUAUUUCUGUGCCACCACUGAUAAUCUCAGAUGGUGUUUAUCUGAUGCGGUGCUGGCUCAUGAAGCCCUAUGGGAAAUUUGCUGUGAUGCCACAACAGAAGUACUUUGACCGCUGCCUCACACGGGUGAGAAAUAAAGUUGAAUGCAGUUUCAGACGUCUGAAGGGGCGCUGGCAGUGUCUCCUACAUCAGCUGAAGGCCAGAGAGGAGAAUGUUGUGACCAUUGUGACUGCUUGUGUGAUUCUGCACAACUUGUGUGAGGCCAAAGGCCAUGGGGUGCUGGGUUCGCUGCUCGAUCCUACGCCUUUGACAAUGCCCGGGGAUGGGCUGGAGUACAGGGAGAAUGACCGGGGAAUGUUGGAGGAGGGGAAGGAGGUUCGUGAUGCGAUGGCGGCCUUCAUCUAUGCAUGA
This is a messenger RNA of Eublepharis macularius, 966 nucleotides long. RefSeq lists its product as uncharacterized. NCBI's taxonomy places the organism in Eukaryota, Metazoa, Chordata, Lepidosauria, Squamata, Eublepharidae. The transcript has 2 exons. The coding region runs from base 1 to 966 and encodes 321 amino acids. The record is from RefSeq and is a predicted model, not a curated record.